Molecule: messenger RNA, 519 nt
Organism: Echinostoma caproni
Lineage: Eukaryota; Metazoa; Platyhelminthes; Trematoda; Plagiorchiida; Echinostomatidae
Source: the annotation of a GenBank genome assembly
AUGACUAUACAAUCUAUCGGACAGGGCAGUAUCCAAAACAACCGACGCGAUCUGACCUCACCCUAUCAUUCGGACGUGAGUCAGUCCGCACCAAGCAGCCCUACAACUGACACCUAUGAAACCAUCCCUCUGGUUGACCCUUUCACCUCGACAUGGACUAGGCCCGGUGGUCGAAACGCAUUCGAAACGCAUGCGGGCGAAUACACAUACGAUGAUACUCCGGCCGGAUUCGAUUCGACCGGACUGACGGCUGACGGAAGAGACGAACGAAAUCCCGGGAUGACAAUUCAACUAAUUCGAUUGUUGCAGCGUUUGGGUAUACAGUCCGUGUGGCCAUGUCUGCGAGAACACAAUAUUACCGAGCUUCAUCGAUUGAGUCAAUUGACUCGAAGAGAUCUGAUCGAUAUGGGUGUUUUGGAUGCGGAAACUCGGGCCACACUGAUGACCGCCGCACGAAUCCUGACUGACUCCGUCCUCGGUAAGUUGGACACACAAGCAAUGAGUGUGCAAUCGAAAUGA